UUUGCAAAUUCGGGUAAAACUUCCCCAGUGUAAUCAAGAUUUUACUCUCUGUUUCUUGCGGAGGAAGAAGAGAAUCGAGUUAGAGAGAACCAGAUAGAUGGAUCCCAAAUUCACAGAGGUGUCCCAAGUAUUCCAGCUAUUCAAAGCAGCGUUUGUACGAAAAGAUUUUGAUACUUGCAUGAAACUUCUCUCUCAGCUCAAGGUUACAUUGACAGAAUUUAAGAGUUUACCUCCGUUAUUUGAAGAAACACCAAAUGCCAUUCAGGAACGGACACUUGCUAGGGACAUAUAUGAGCAUGCAGUCUUUCUAAGUGUAAAGAUUGAGGAUCAGGAUGCUUUGGAGAGGGAUUUUUUCCAACUGAAACCUUAUUAUACAGAUACCCAUGGUCUACAACCAUCCACUCAGGAGCAUCCGAUAUUAGGUCUCAACCUUCUGAGACUCCUCGUGCAAAACAGAAUUGCUGAAUUUCACACUGAGUUGGAAUUGCUUCCUUCCAGUGCUUUAGAGAACCCUUGUAUCAAGCAUGCAAUUGAAUUGGAACAAUCCUUCAUGGAAGGAGCUUAUAACCGUGUGUUGGGUGCUAGACAGACUGUACCUCAUGAGAUAUAUGUUCAUUUCAUGGACUUGCUGGCGAAGACAGUCAGGGAUGAGAUUGCUGGAUGCAGUGAAAAGGCUUAUGACAGUCUUUCAAUAAACGAUGCUCGACAAAUGCUGCUGUUUUCUUCUGACCAAGACUUGGUUAAAUAUAUUGAGGAGGAACAUCCGGAGUGGGAGAUAAGAAAAGGUUUUGUGUUCUUCCAAAGAGCUAAAGAAUCUGCACCUUGCAAGGAGAUUCCUUCUCUGCAGCUGAUCAACCAGACACUCAGUUAUGCAAGGGAGUUGGAACGGAUUGUGUGACGAGUAGCUUCCCCCAUCUUAUCCGUGCUUCUGUUUUUUGUAUUUUCGAAUUUUUGAUGCUAAAAACUGCUCUUUCGCAUGGAAUAUUUUCAUUCUGAUUUGGAAAAAAAUAUUGGGGAUGAAAAAUAGAAUGUUGGCGGAGUUUCUUUUCAGAUGUUUAGUAUUUUUAACCAAUCAGACAGAUUUGCAUUUUGCUUUGGUUAUUCA
This is a messenger RNA of Olea europaea var. sylvestris, 1105 nucleotides long. Its product is annotated as 26S proteasome non-ATPase regulatory subunit 8 homolog A-like. The transcript is spliced from 6 exons. NCBI's taxonomy places the organism in Eukaryota, Viridiplantae, Streptophyta, Magnoliopsida, Lamiales, Oleaceae. Gene Ontology annotation, biological process: proteasome-mediated ubiquitin-dependent protein catabolic process. The record is from RefSeq and is a predicted model, not a curated record. Bases 98 to 898 code for a protein of 266 amino acids. Gene Ontology annotation, cellular component: proteasome regulatory particle; nucleus; cytosol.